This is a messenger RNA of Pseudophryne corroboree (corroboree frog), 9836 nucleotides long. It is a transcript of the gene FLNC, whose product is annotated as filamin C. The transcript has 48 exons. Lineage: Eukaryota; Metazoa; Chordata; Amphibia; Anura; Myobatrachidae. Gene Ontology annotation, biological process: actin cytoskeleton organization. Bases 549 to 8756 code for a protein of 2735 amino acids. Gene Ontology annotation, molecular function: actin filament binding. The record is from RefSeq and is a predicted model, not a curated record.
UGGUCUCCACACUUUCAAACAAGUUGCUAAAGCCCUCUGCUCUCAGCUAUCUCUACCUUCUCUUUUUUCCUGUUUGCUGGGACAUCUCUACAUCUCCUGGGUCAGCAUUUCUGCUACAUCACUUUAUACUUUUCUCCUGACAACUUCUUUAUCACAGCCUUGUCCUGCUGCAUUUAUCCUGUGCACCUCUGCUCCCCACAAAGAGAGGAAAGGAAACAGAAGACAGGAAGAAGUAGAAAGGUGGAAGCGGAUUACACUGUGAUAACUCUCACACCCCUCCCUGCUCUCUAUCCCAGUACUCAGGGAGUGGGAACGCUGCUGCUGAAAGGGUUAACUAGGACUUGCCAAGAAACAUCUCACUGUUUCCAACAAGAGGACGAAUAAUAAGGGAACUAAUCUGAUUGUUGAGGUCUGUUUUAGCAGCCUGAACUCGAUUUCACAGUGUGGGCUUUGGAUCCAGCCGUCCUUACACCCUUUUUUCUCCACCCUUUUUUUUUCACUUGCUGAUCCCCAUAUAAAAAGCAGAAAGCUCCAAAGCCAAAGCCAUCAUGAGCACUAACGAUUACUACGAACAACAGCAACAGUACCAAGGAGAGGAGGCAGACGAGAUGCCAGCUACAGAAAAGGACCUGGCUGAAGAUGCGCCCUGGAAGAAGAUCCAGCAGAACACCUUCACCAGGUGGUGCAAUGAGCAUCUCAAAUGUAUGAACAAGCGCAUUGGAGACCUGCAGAAAGACCUGACCGAUGGGCUGAAGCUCAUAGCCCUGCUGGAGGUGCUGAGUCAGAAGAAGAUGUACAGAAAGUACCACUCCAGGCCAAAUUUCAGGCAGAUGAAGCUGGAGAAUGUGUCUGUGGCGCUGGAAUUCCUGGACAGAGAACACAUCAAGCUGGUGUCUAUAGAUUCAAAAGCCAUUGUGGAUGGAAACCUUAAACUUAUCCUGGGUCUGAUCUGGACACUUAUUCUGCACUACUCCAUCUCUAUGCCCAUGUGGGAGGAUGAGGAUGAAGAAGAUGCCAAGAAACAAACACCAAAGCAAAGGCUUCUGGGAUGGAUUCAGAAUAAGAUACCACAGCUGCCUAUCACGAAUUUCCACCGGGACUGGCAGGAUGGAAAAGCACUGGGUGCACUGGUAGACAAUUGUGCCCCUGGUCUCUGUCCAGACUGGGAAGCCUGGGACCCCAACCAGCCUGUGGAAAAUGCAAGAGAGGCAAUGCAGCAGGCAGAUGACUGGCUAGGUGUACCACAGGUCAUCGCUCCUGAAGAGAUUGUGGAUCCUAAUGUAGAUGAGCAUUCAGUCAUGACCUACCUCUCACAGUUCCCCAAGGCCAAGCUGAAGCCAGGAGCACCUCUGCGAUCUAAGCAGCUGCAUCCCAAGAAAGCCAUUGCCUAUGGGCCUGGUAUUGAGCCUCAAGGAAACAUGGUUUUGAAACCCGCCUUUUUCACAGUGGAGACCAUUGAUGCUGGCCUGGGGGAAGUGCUGGUAUUCGUGGAAGAUCCUGAAGGACAUACUGAAGAGGCCAAAGUUAUCCCCAACAAUGAUAAGAACAGAACUUACUCAGUCAGCUACGUGCCAAAGGUGGCAGGCCUUCACAAGGUUACAGUCUUAUUUGCUGGUCAGAACAUCAACAAAAGUCCAUUUAAUGUUAAUGUUGCCAUGGCCCUUGGAGACGCUAAUAAAGUGACAGCACGGGGACCUGGUUUGGAGCCUGUGGGAAAUGUUGCCAACAAACCAACCUACUUUGAUAUCUAUACUGCAGGUGCUGGUUCUGGUGAUGUUGGUGUGGUCAUUGUUGAUCCCCAGAAUCGACAGGACACAGUGGAAGUUAUUCUUGAAGACAAAGGUGACAGUAUCUAUCGCUGUACCUACAGGCCCAACAUGGAAGGACCUCACAAGGUCUUCAUUAAUUUCGCUGGAACUCAGAUUCCCAAGUGUCCUUAUGUUGUUAACAUUUCAGAGGCUGCUGUCUUGCCAUUGGCACCCAGCACCCCUCCCCUUCAGGUCACCCCUCAGGCCAUUGCCACCCCGCCUCCUGACAAGGCUAAGAAAGUGGCUCCCCCACCUCCACCCAAACCUAAACCACGCAAGUCAACAUGUAACCCUAACGCCUGCAGAGCUUCUGGCCGGGGGCUGCAGCCCAAAGGUGUACGUGUGAAGGAAGUGGCUGACUUCAAGGUAUUCACCAAAGGAGCAGGAAGUGGAGAACUAAAAGUCUCAGUAAAAGGACCCAAGGGCACAGAGGAACCAGUGAAAGUCCGAGAUGUUGGAAAUGGUGUGUACGAGUGUGACUAUUACCCAAUAGUGCCAGGAAAAUACACUGUAACAAUCACGUGGGGUGGAACCGCCAUCCCAAGAAGCCCAUUUGAAGUCAUUAUCAGCCCUGAAGUAGGAGUACAGAAAGUGCGUGCCUGGGGUCCUGGCCUUGAGACGGGCAUGGUGGGCAAGUCAGCAGAUUUUGUGGUGGAAGCCAUAGGGACAGAAGUCGGAACACUUGGCUUUUCUAUAGAGGGUCCUUCACAGGCAAAGAUUGAGUGUGAUGACAAGGGAGAUGGAUCAUGUGAUGUUCGCUAUUGGCCUACUGAGCCUGGGGAGUAUGCUGUGCAUGUGAUCUGUGAUGAUGAGGAUAUCAAGGACAGUCCCUUCAUUGCUCAUAUACUACCAGCUAGCAACAAAGGCUUCCCAGAAAAGGUUAAAGCAUAUGGUCCAGGUCUGGAACCCACAGGCUGCAUAGUAGAACACCCUGCUGAAUUCACCAUUGAUGCCCGUGCUGCUGGAACUGCUGAACUGAAGAUUUAUGCACAGGAUGCAGAGGGCACACCCAUUGACAUCAAGAUUAAGGACAAUGGAGAUAAUACAUAUGUGUGUGUUUAUGUACCAAUCAAGCCAAUCAAACACACCAUCAUCAUCUCAUGGGGAGGAGUUAACAUCCCUAACAGCCCUUACCGGGUGUCAGUGGGUGAGGGCAGCCAUCCCAGCAAAGUUAAAGUUUAUGGACCCGGUGUAGAAAAGACAGGUUUAAAAGCCAAUGAGCCAACUUAUUUCACAGUGGAUUGCAGUGAGGCAGGACAAGGCGACGUCAGCAUUGGCAUUAAAUGUGCACCUGGCGUGGUGGGACCAGCAGAAGCAGAUAUUGACUUUGACAUCAUUAAAAAUGAUAAUGAUACUUUCACAGUAAAAUACACUCCACCUGGAGCUGGGAAAUAUACCAUCAUGGUGCUAUUCGCUGACCAGGAAAUACCUAUCAGUCCCUUCCGAGUUAAGGUCGAUCCAUCGCAUGAUGCAAACAAAGUACGGGCAGAGGGUCCAGGACUCAACCGCACAGGAGUGGAGGUCGGAAAGCCCACCCACUUCACAGUGUACACUAAGGGUGCUGGAAAAGCAAAACUGGAUGUUCAGUUCACUGGGUCCAUAAAGGGUGAAGCUGUGCAAGAUUUUGAAAUAAUUGAUAACCAUGACUACUCAUUCACUGUGAAGUAUACAGCCGUGCAGCAGGGUAACAUAACUGUCUCUGUAACAUAUGGAGGGGAUCCAAUCCCUAAGAGCCCCUUUAUUGUCAAUGUGGCUCCACCUCUUGACCUGGGAAAGGUUAAAGUCCAAGGACUUAACAACAAAGUGGAUGUUGGGAAGGAUCAGGAGUUCUCCAUUAACACCAGUGGGGCUGGAGGUCAGGGGAAGGUGGACGUGAAGAUAACAUCCCCCUCACGCCGUCCAAUUCCCUGCAAGGUGGAGACUGGAGUCACCAGUGAGAUUCACACAGUAAAAUACAUGCCCCCCGAGGAAGGACCAUACAAGGUGGACAUCAGUUAUGAUGGGCAUCCCGUGCCAGGAAGCCCAUUCUCAGUGGAGGCAGUAAUGCCCCCUGAUCCUUCCAAGGUUCGUGCCUAUGGACCUGGCCUGAAAGGUGGGUUUGUGGGUAAGCCAGCUCCAUUUGCAAUUGACACCAAAGGAGCUGGUACAGGAGGUCUUGGUCUGACAGUAGAAGGACCAUGUGAGGCCAAGAUUGAGUGCCAGGAUAAUGGGGAUGGAUCCUGUUCAGUUUCAUACUUACCAACAGAACCAGGAGAGUAUUCUAUCAACAUCUUAUUUGCGGAGGCUCACAUUCCUGGCUCACCCUUCAAGGCUGACAUCAGGCCUGUGUUUGAUCCCAGCAAAGUGACAGCCAGUGGGCCUGGCCUAGAAAGAGGAAAAGCUGGCGAGGUGGCCACCUUUACUGUGGACUGCUCCAAAGCUGGUGAUGCUGAGCUCACCAUUGAGAUUCUAUCAGAUUCAGGAGCUAAAGCUGAAGUUCUCAUUCAGAACAACAGUGAUGGGACCUAUAGUAUUACCUACAUCCCAUCAUGCCCUGGGGCAUACACAAUCACCAUCAAAUAUGGAGGACAUGCAGUACCCAAAUUCCCUGUCCGGGUAAAUGUAGAACCAGCUGUGGACACCAGUGGAGUGAAGGUUUUCGGCCCAGGAGUGGAACCCAGAGGUGUACUUCGUGAGGUUACCACAGAAUUUACUGUGGAUGCCCGCUCUUUAACCAAGACUGGGGGUAGUCAUGUGACCACCCGUAUCAUCAGCCCUUCAGGUGCUGUAACUGACAGCUUGAUAUCUGACAAUGGGGAUGGCACAUAUCAUGUGCAGUAUACAGCAUAUGAAGAUGGUGUUCAUUUGGUUGAGGUCCUGUAUGAUGAAGUUCCAGUGCUUAAGAGCCCAUUCCGUGUCACUGUCACUGAGGGCUGUGAUCCAUCCCGUGUACGAGCAUACGGCCCGGGGCUAGAAGGUGGAUUGCUUAACAAGUCUAAUCGCUUUACUGUUGAAACCAGGGGAGCUGGAACUGGGGGUCUUGGCCUUGCAAUUGAAGGGCCUUCUGAAGCAAAAAUGUCAUGUAAGGACAAUAAAGAUGGCAGCUGUGGCGUGGAGUACAUCCCUUUCACACCAGGAGAGUAUGAUGUUAAUAUUACUUUUGGAGGUCGACCAAUCCCAGGAAGCCCUUUUCGUGUGCCGGUAAAAGAUGUUGUUGACCCUAGCAAAGUGAAGUGUUCAGGUCCUGGGUUGGGGGCUGGUGUGAGAGCACAUGUCCCACAGAACUUCACUGUAGACUGCAGCAAAGCUGGACUUGCACCACUAGAAGUGCUGGUGCAAGGACCAUCAGGUUUGGCAGAGCCAGUGGAUGUACGAGACAAUGGUGAUGGGACUCACACUGUACAUUAUACUCCAGCCACAGAUGGACCAUACACGGUAUCUGUGAGAUAUGCGGACCAGGAAGUGCCACGAAGCCCAUUUAAGAUCAAGGUACUGCCUACGCAUGAUGCAAGCAAAGUGCGUGCCAGUGGCCCAGGCCUCAACACAGCAGGUAUCCCAGCCAGCCUGCCUGUUGAAUUUACCAUUGAUGCCCGUGAUGCGGGCGAGGGGCUUCUGACUGUUCAAAUUCUGGACCCAGAAGGAAAGCCAAAGAAAGCUAAUAUUCGAGGGAAUGGUGAUGGUACCUACACAGUAUCUUAUCUGCCAGACAUGGCAGGGAGAUAUACUAUUACCAUCAAGUAUGGCGGAGAUGAAAUCCCUUACUCUCCUUUCCGUAUUCAUGCUGUACCGACAGGAGAUGCCAGCAAGUGCUUAGUGACAGUGUCUAUUGGAGGACAUGGAUUAGGAGCAUGUCUAGGUCCCACUAUUCAGAUUGGAGAAGAGACUGUCAUCACAGUGGAUGCCAAAGCUGCAGGAAAGGGGAAAGUUACCUGCAAGGUGUCUACACCAGAUGGGGCAGAACUGGAUGUAGAUGUGGUGGAAAACCAAGAUGGCACUUUUGAUAUUUAUUACACUGCACCUGAGCCAGGGAAAUAUGUCAUCACCAUCCGAUUUGGUGGAGAACAGAUUCCCAACAGUCCCUUCCAUGUGGUGGCAACAGAGGAGCCUGUCGUUCCUGUUGAUAAUUUGGAUACCAUGCUCAGGCCAUUCAACCUAGUCAUUCCUUUCACUGUGCAGAAAGGAGAGAUUACAGGGGAAGUACGCAUGCCUUCUGGUAAAACCGCUCGACCCAAUAUCUCUGAUAAUAAAGAUGGCACAGUGACUGUGAAAUUUGCUCCAGUGGAGAAGGGAUUACAUGAAAUGGACAUAAAAUAUGAUGGAAACCACAUUCCAGGGAGUCCAUUGCAGUUUUAUGUAGAUGCCAUGAACAGCCGACAUGUGAAUGCGUAUGGACCAGGCCUUAGUCAUGGGAUGGUAAACAAACCAGCCACAUUCACCAUCGUUACAAAGGAUGCUGGAGAAGGUGGCUUAUCACUGGCCGUGGAAGGUCCAUCCAAAGCAGAAAUCACAUGCAAGGACAAUAAGGAUGGUACAUGCACUGUGUCCUACUUGCCUACAGCCCCUGGAGACUAUAACAUAAUUGUGAGAUUUGAUGACAAGCACAUCCCAGGCAGUCCUUUCACAGCUAAGAUUACAGGUGAUGACUCCAUGAGAACGUCUCAGCUCAACGUGGGGACCUCUACAGAUUUUUCCCUUAAGAUCACAGAGACAGAUCUAAGCCUGUUAACUGCCAGUAUCAGAGCCCCAUCUGGCAAUGAGGAGCCAUGUCUGCUUAAGAGACUGCCAAACAGGCACAUUGGAAUCUCCUUUACCCCGAAAGAGGUUGGAGAACAUGUGGUCAGUGUAAAAAAGAAUGGAAAACAUGUUACUAAUAGUCCCUUCAAGAUCAUGGUGGGACAGUCUGAGAUCGGAGAGGCAAGCAGGGUGAAAGUAUCAGGGAAGGGACUGCUGGAAGGUUUAACGUUCGAGGUGUCUGAAUUCAUAGUUGACACCAGGAAUGCAGGGUAUGGAGGUUUAGGUUUGUCCAUUGAAGGCCCAAGCAAAGUGGAUAUAAACUGUGAAGAUGUGGAAGAUGGAACAUGUAAAGUGUCUUAUUGUCCUACUGAGCCUGGAACAUACAUUAUAAAUAUCAAGUUUGCAGAAAAACAUGUGCCAGGGAGUCCAUUCAUGGUGAAGGUAACCGGUGAAGGGCGUAUGAAAGAGAGCAUAACCAGAAGACGCCAGGCCCCCUCUAUUGCCAGCAUAGGCAGCACAUGUGACCUCAAUCUGAAGAUUCCAGGCAACUGGUUCCAGAUGGUCUCAGCGCAGGAACGCCUUACACGCACUUUCACACGCAGCAGCCACACUUAUACACGCACUGAACGCACAGAGAUUAGCAAAACACGUGCAGGAGAAACAAAGCGAGAAGUGAGGGUGGAGGAAUCUACACAGGUUGGAGGUGACCCUUUUCACAAUGUGUUUGGGGACUUUCUUGGCCGGGAGAGCCUGGGCUCAUUCAGCAGUAUUGCACGACAGGAAGGUGAAUCAGGUCAUCAGGAUAUGACAGCUCAGGUGACCAGCCCUUCUGGAAAAACAGCAGAUGCAGAAAUCAUUGAUGGCGAAGACAGUACAUAUAGUGUGCGGUUCGUACCACAGGAGAUGGGAGCUCACACCGUUAGUGUCAAGUACAGAGGCCAACAUGUUCCUGGCAGUCCUUUCCAGUUCACAGUUGGCCCCAUGGGUGAAGGUGGUGCCCACAAAGUCAGGGCAGGAGGCACUGGCUUGGAGAGGGGAGUAGCAGGAGUUCCAGCUGAAUUCAGCAUAUGGACACGAGAGGCAGGAGCUGGUGGUCUGUCUAUCGCAGUAGAAGGACCUAGCAAAGCAGAGAUCUCCUUUGAAGACCGUAAAGAUGGGUCCUGUGGAGUGUCCUACAUUGUACAGGAAGCUGGUGACUAUGAGGUGUCUAUCAAAUUUAAUGAUGAACAAAUCCCUGACAGCCCCUUUGUGGUACCAGUGGCCUCCCGCUCCGAUGAUGCCCGCAGAUUAACUGUCACUAGCCUACAGGAGACAGGACUGAUAGUCAACCAACCAGCCUCAUUCGCAGUACAGUUGAAUGGAGCUCGUGGAGUGAUAGAUGCCAAGGUACACACACCAUCAGGUGUGGUAGAAGAAUGCUACGUGUCUGAAGUGGACAGUGACAAAUACUCAAUCCGUUUCAUUCCUCAUGAAAAUGGUGUACACUCCAUUGAUGUCAAGUUCAAUGGACGUCACAUCCCAGGAAGUCCAUUCAAGAUCCGUGUAGGAGAACAGAGUCAGGCAGGGGACCCUGGCCUUGUUACAGCCUAUGGACCUGGGCUAGAGGGUGGAGUCACAGGGAGACCUUCAGAAUUUGUAGUGAACACCUUUAAUGCCGGAGCUGGGUCUUUAUCAGUGACUAUUGAUGGACCUUCCAAAGUGAAGUUGGACUGCCAGGAUUCUACUGAUGGUUAUAAGGUCUCAUAUACUCCAAUGGCACCUGGAAACUACCUGAUAUCUAUCAAAUAUGGAGGACCCCAGCAUAUAGUUGGAAGUCCAUUCAAGGCUAGGGUGACAGGCGUACGUCUUUCUGGUGGCCACAGUCUCCACGAAACAUCCACUGUGCUGGUAGAAACCGUCACCAAAUCCUCUGCUUCUGUGGGAGGCUAUGGGAUGGCAGUGCCUAAAUUUACAUCUGAUGCUACCAAAGUGGUGUCCCGAGGCCCCGGCCUUUCAAAAGCUUUUGUGGGACAGAAAAACACCUUCACUGUAGACUGCAGCAAAGCAGGUACCAACAUGCUAAUGGUAGGAGUCCAUGGGCCAAAGACCCCAUGUGAAGAAGUAUACGUGAAGCACAUGGGAAAUCGAUUAUACAAUGUGACUUACACUGUAAAGGACAAAGGGGACUAUAUCCUCAUCGUCAAGUGGGGAGACCAGAAUGUUCCUGGAAGUCCCUUCCAAGUCUCAGUACCUUGAGAAGCUCAUCUAUGUCCUAUUACUGAUUUGCCAGUGAAGGACAGGCCCUUCCCCCUUUUAUGCAAAUGCACUGAUUAAAAAAAAACUUUAAUAGCAUAAAUUCACCAAGUGCCUUUGUUCAUCCAACCUAAGGACUUUCCCAUAGCAUGAGGGCAUGGUAAUGGUUGGGGGGAAAAGGGAAACAAGCAUGCACAUCACCCACAAUGUCCAUGUCCUUCUGCUUUUUACAAAAUCUUCCUUUAUAUUAUGGUUGGUGUUUUAUUUUUUAAAGUUGUUACCUGUUGUGUUUUAUAUGUGCUUUAACUGUUUUGUAUUUUUAUUUGAGGGGAGGGUAUUUUUAGGGUGAAAUGUUUAGGGGAGGCACCAGAGGUCAUGGGGUCAUUAUAUGGUGAUGGUUGGCGAUUGGCAAACUGUACAACCUUUCCAUCUGGAAUGCUAAACAUUUGUUAUUGUUUGUCUAUUUACACAAUGUGCACCUACAAGUUUCUAGUCACAACAGUAUUACUGAUGUUUGUGCAAUACCGAAACACAAAGUCAAAGAUAAUUGUCCUAGAAACCAACCAAUAAUAGUUUAAAAGGGUUACUAUAGAUAAAAUGCCUUGGCAAUCUCAGACAAACAUGACAUGGCAGUUCAUUGUUUUUAUUAUUAUGUUCACUUCACUACUUUUAGCUUUUUUAUUUUUUUAUUCCCACAUUCAUUUUUGAGUGGGUAAUUAGCUGGUCCAUUCUGGAGAUAAACAUUUUAGCUUCAAAUUGAAGCUUAGCUAUUUGUAUUAACUAAUAGUAAUUAACCUGUUUAUAUUACACACAGUGCACAUCCCUCAUUUAUCUUACCGUUUAUAUUUUUCAUCUUUGCAUUCAACUCUAUGACCUCUUAUCUGGACAGUCUCUAAAUAAUAUGAUUGGUUGUCGUAGCACUGUUAUAAGGGCAGAGCCAAUAUCACAUGGCGCUUGCCAUGUGACUGCAUUUUCUAGGAAAGAUAUUUUCUAUGCAUCAAACACAAUGUUCAAAACCUGUCAUUUGAUACUGAUGUUUUGAUUGGUGCAUACUAAAGAAAAUAAAGAUGUAUUGCUAAUGUG